Molecule: messenger RNA, 1272 nt
Organism: Vidua macroura (Pin-tailed whydah)
Lineage: Eukaryota; Metazoa; Chordata; Aves; Passeriformes; Viduidae
Gene: CSRP2
Product: cysteine and glycine rich protein 2
Exons: 5
Coding region: 458-1042 (194 amino acids)
Biological process (GO): muscle tissue development; sarcomere organization
Cellular component (GO): Z disc; cytoplasm; nucleus
Molecular function (GO): actinin binding; structural constituent of muscle
Source: RefSeq, a predicted model, not a curated record
UUCCAGGUACAGUAAAACUCUUGUGCAUGAAACUGUAAUUAGUGCAUAUCCAAUUUAUGAAACUUUCAAAAUCCCCAGGCAGGGACAGAGGACAUGGCUUGUGAAGACUGUGUCUGUUUUUCUUGCUGUUCAGCAGCAGUGGUCUCUGUUCCCCUUGCCAGUUUGUCUGCUUUUACAAAUAGCCGUAGAGAGCCUGCCUAAGCCUUUAAGUCUGGUCUGGCAUCUGAAGAGCUGGGAAGUUGAACUGGUCCCAAAAGUUCUUCACGCAGUGGAAGGUCACAUUUUUAAGCAGUUAAUGAAAUUACAGGGUUGUGCUCUGAUGCCACACAAACUUCACAGAUCUGUUUUAAAGGAGCGUGUAAGCCCAGCUGUCCUGGGGCCAGGGUGGUGAAGGACACUGCAUUUAACAAAUGUCUCCCCUUCACCCCUCCAGCCUGGCUGGGCACACAGAGCCACCAUGCCGAACUGGGGAGGUGGCAACAAAUGCGGUGCCUGUGGCCACACUGUCUACCAUGCUGAGGAGGUGCAGUGUGAUGGGAGGAGCUUCCACCGGUGCUGCUUCCUCUGCAUGGUCUGCCGGAAAAACUUGGACAGCACAACUGUAGCAAUUCAUGAUGCUGAAGUUUACUGCAAAUCUUGCUAUGGGAAAAAGUAUGGCCCAAAAGGUUAUGGAUAUGGCCAAGGGGCAGGCACACUGAACAUGGACAGGGGAGAGAGACUAGGCAUCAAGCCUGAGAGCACACCUUCUCCUCACCGGCCCACCACAAAUCCAAACCCUUCCAAGUUUGCUCAGAAGUUUGGAGGGACAGAGAAAUGCUCUAGGUGUGGUGAUUCUGUUUAUGCAGCAGAGAAAGUAAUAGGAGCUGGAAAGCCAUGGCACAAGAACUGCUUUCGAUGUGCCAAGUGUGGCAAAAGCCUAGAAUCUACAACCCUAACUGAAAAAGAGGGAGAGAUCUAUUGUAAAGGUUGUUAUGCGAAGAACUUUGGCCCCAAGGGAUUUGGGUAUGGCCAGGGAGCAGGUGCCCUCGUUCAUGCCCAGUGAGGGGGCUAAAAACACCUUCCAGCUCUGCAGAGAUCAUGCUAGAAGGAACAAGAGAGUUUCCUAAAUGUUACUAACUACUGUGAAACAGAUACUAGUUAUUGUAGUGUACCUUCAGCCAGUGAUUUUACAAACACACACACUGCUUUUUUCCUCGCCUUGUGUAUCACACUGUAACACUUUUAAUACUGAGUAUCAAUUCAAUAAAGCUUUGCUUGUUGAUAUAUCCUAAA